AGUUGCUUCCACACAAAAUGAGCAACACACCCAUCCAGGACCCAGCUGCCCAGGGACUGUCCUCUGGCAGUGGGCAGACAUUGACCUCCCGACACUUACAGCCCAUCCCUGAUCCCUCAGCUUCUAAACGGGUAUGUUUCUACAAAAGCGGUGACAAUAAAUUCAGUGGGCAUCGCAUGGUCAUCAAUGGCCGCACCUUCAAGACUUUUGAUGCUCUACUGGAUGCUUUGUCCAAGAAAGUGCCUCUGCCAUUUGGAGUGAGGACCAUCACCACACCUCGGGGCACCCACCUUGUUAAGGGUCUAGAUGACUUACACGAUGGUGGAUCUUAUGUGUGUUCUGAUCAGAAACGUGUGAAGCCGUUAAACCUGGAUGAAGUGAACCGACGGCAGGUACCGUGGAAUACUACAAGACCUCUCAGCACAGGGCGACGCAGGCGUCAAGGACUCCAGUCUGGUCAGUUUGGCAGGAAGAAUGAAGUUGCCAACAGGCCAGCAAAGGUCAUCGAGAGGGUGGCAGUAAGGACACCAAAGAGACUUGUGGUCAUCAAGAACAGGGAUCCCACUGUUAAACGUACAAUUGUGUUGCAGAAAAGAACAGCACCAACAUUUGAUGCUUUGCUGGAUUACCUUUCUCAGAUCCUGCAGUUCCCAGUGCUGAAACUCUACUCUACAGAUGGCAGAAGAGUUGAUGGCCUUGCUGCACUUAUCUUGUGUGCUGGAGUUGUUGUGGCAGCAGGCAACGAGCCAUUCAGAUUAGGAAACUACAGUUUUCACAGAACGGGUCAGAUGACACAAGCCAUGUACAUGGAAAAUGUGGAGCCAUCUAUGUUGCAGCCCAGAGCCCAGAACAGUAAAUCUUUCUCAAGUGGAAAAGGCUCAAGAAACUUUUCUGUAUCGUCAGAACGUUAUAUUGUCAACCAGAUAAACAAGUCUCGAAAUGGAAGCAUGAACAACCACCUGCAUCACAACAAUAGAUCAUUUGAAACAGAAGUCAACCAGCAUCACACAUCCAUGGAAACAUGUGGAACUGGGAUGGUUGAUAAUGAGGAUCAUACUUGUAUCAUACCUCAGGAUGAUGACAUUGAAAAGUCCUUCCGUGUGAAUCAAGAUGGCAGCAUGACUGUAGAAAUGAAAGUGCGUCUGACCAUUAAAGAAGAGGAGAUGCUCCACUGGACUACCACACUCAGCCGUUCAAGCCUUAGUAAGAGGCCAGCUUGUGCCUCGAUUUCUGAGUCGGGCAACAGCUCACCUGACUCAAACAACGCCUUUGCCAAAGACUCCUCUAGUGUCAGCGAGGAUGAAACUAAAGAGGAAAACCAUCCCACUGGUGCUAGAAAGGGCGUCGGCUUUAACAACGAGCAAGUAUAUGGGGGCUACACUUCAACAGCUUUGGGAAAAGCAAAAACAAGUUUCAAACGUACUCCCACACCAGGUCCUAGACAUAUUAAGAAGAGGGCAUCUGUUGAGAGUGUGAAAAUGGUGACAGAGUCCGGAGUUCAAGAGAGCACCCUGGGACAUUAUUCCUACAUGGAGAGGACGGCCGAUGGUGAGACAACUGAGGAAUACUGCAUUGUCAGACACACCAGCAGCAGCAACCGGCCAAUCCCAAAGCCUCGGAAAACGGCAUCUGCAGGAGCAAGCAACAAAGGUUCCAACUCCUCCAUUAAAUCAUCAGGGGUAGCUGAGGUCCUUCAGAUACAGAACAAUGGGAUGGAGAUUACAGAAACUGUGAUGCAUAUCUGUGAGAGUCAAGGCUGCUAUGACAACUAUUUAGCAAAUGAAGAAUAUAGUGCAGACAGCGUACUUUUGCAUGGUUCCACUCCAGCGGCAGAUAGCAAACCGUCCACUGUGUCUGGGCCACAUUCAUCCAGCAAUGAUAUAGAUUUUAGCUGGCAGCCACCCACUGCUGACUCACAACAAAGACAGAAAGAGGAGAUACUAUCGUUGUCAUCAGAGCCAAUAUCUACAACAACAAACAAUCUGUCUUCAGUGACUGAGAAAGAUACAGCAACAAACUCCAAAACUGAGGAGACAGUAAAAAAGGUCAAUACUCCACAAAGUGAGAAGAAUAAAAAGGCAAUUAGACCUGCUAGGAAUCACAAGAGUUCAACUUCAACAAGCAGCUCAGAUAAAAAGCUAAAAGAUAGCUUAAUAAACCCCUCAAAGAAAAGCAAACAUUCAUCUACUGACAAGCUCAGUAGCAAUGCUAGUGUGGGAAAAAAGAGUUUUAGUUCAUCAGAAAGUGCUAAAAGUGGUCAAAAAAGUAAAGGAGCAGAAAAGAAAUCAGAAAUGUCUCAGUCUAAGAAAUUAACUAAAGAUGAAAAGAGACCCAGGACGGAUUCAGCCCUAUUAGUUAGCGCUGAAAAUAUGAAAAGGACCCAAUCUAAGAGGCAAAGCCUGAAUAAUUUGGCUGCUAAGGACAAUGGCCAUAAUGUAAAUACUUCAACUGGAAGGCCUCAAAUGAAAAAGAAAAUGUCAGACAUUUUACAACCAAAUAAAUCACUUCUGCCAGGCAAAAGGACAGUGAGCAAACCUAAAUCCAUGACUGAACAGAGAAUAUCAUCACCUAAAAAAUCUUUAGAGUUGAGUGAGAGUAUUUCAAUGCCUUCCCUGAACCCUACACCAUCUGAAAUCCACCAAUAUGUUGAGAACUGGUUGGAGAAAGUCAGCCAAGACCAGGUGCCAUACGCAGAGGCCAUCCCAGAUGAAUCAGGACCUCCAUCAAAGGUUGUGUUUCAGAUAGGUGGUGAUUCAGAAUCAGAUGAAAAGAAUGAAUAUCAGACUAAUUUAGAUGAAUGCUGCUCACUGUAUGGUGAUGCUGUCAAGAAAUCUGCUUCUUGUCUGUCAGUUCCUCUUUACCAUGAAGGGCCAGAAACAUCUUUGCUGUACAAUGAUCAGAAAACAAGAGGGUUAUGUGUUUCAAUGCCAAGUGUCAGAGUGGAUCCUGCGCACUGUGAGAACAAACUGAGGGCACAUAAAUCUGCAGAGGCCAUUGGUCCAAGUAACAGUGAAUCAACUCCAUCCAUGUCCAAUAUGUUAAGCCCCAAAGCAAAGAUAAAACCUGUCCUGCGUCAACUCUGUUCAUCUAUUCAGUGCAUCAGACGGGCAUCUGACACCAACAUAACAUCCAAUCUCGAGAAGUCCAACAGCGUUCCUGAUUUCUCAACACAAGUAGCUUCAGUGUUCGGCUCAUCAUGCAAAGCAUUUCUGUCAUUCUUGUCUGUGAUGACUCUGAGAGACAGCCUAACAAGUUCUGCACUGGGUGAUGGUUACCAAUCAAGAAGCACCUCCGAGGCCAUGCUAAUGAUGGAAUCCUUGCAGAAAAUUUCUACCAUUGAGGAUGAAGAAGAGCAGAGGGCAAGUCUGACAGAUCUGCAAAGCAGAGCAUCCUCUCAGUUUAGAGAACGUUGGAAGGAUUUCCAGCUUUUGAGGGAAAGGCUUGAAAGUGAACCACUUUCUCCCAAAGUUUCAGAAACUGAAUUUGCCCUGGAUGUUGUUUCUGAAGGAGGUGACGUAUUUGAAGACCAGCAGCUGGGUAUUGACGAACUGAUGGAGGAACUGAAUAUGCCACAAGACCUCAGAGCGGAGAUUUCUUCAACAAUCCAACAAUCUAAAAGUUUUUAUCCUGUGGAGGAGAGCACUUUUGUAGAAACUGAAAGAAACCAGUCAGACUCAGAGGACGAUGUGGAGAAAUUUGUUGACGAAUGUGAUGAUGACACAAAACAAUCAAUGGAUCCUAAUACUACCUGCAUAGUUGAGGACAUCACUGAGCAACCCAUGUAUUCUGAACAGGCAAAGGUUAGGGAGUUAGAGCAAGAACCAGAUGAAGUUCAGGAAACAGGCCUUGAUGUGAAAGAUUCAGAAGUAUCACAGACAGAAAGAGAUGAGGCCCUGAAUUUCUCAAUGAAAGAAAAUGAGACAGAAGAAAAGGAAGACGAGGACCAGGUAGAGGAGGUGGAGGAGGAUAGGGAGGGGGAGAAAGAGGCAUCAGUGAAAGAGGAUGAGGGGCAAGAUGACUGGGAAGCAGAGAAAAGAAGCAGAGAGGAAUCUGUUGAGAAAGUAGAGGAAGGGACAGAAGGAGAGAUGACAGAUUAUGAGGAGGAGGGGGAGGAAUUAGAAAGAGGAGAGAAAGAAGUGGUUGAGGAGACAGAGGGAAUAAUGGAUGGUCAAGGUCAAGAAGCAAGAGAGGAUGACAGUGUUGAAGAGACAGAUGAGAGGGAGGGUGUUGAAGAGACAGAGGAGGAAGAGAGGGGGGAAAAUGAGGUUGAAGAAGAAGGAGAUAAGGAAGAAAAGGGGGAGGAAGAUAGCAGGGAGGAAAAUCAAGUGGAGGAGAGUGAAGUAGAAGCAGAUGAGGUUGCUGUGGAGUCAGAUGAAAAUAUUAGUGAGGAGCAGGAGGAAGAGGAGAAGGCAGAAGUGGUUACUGAGAAAAAUGUAGAGGAGAAAGUGGAGGUUAUUGAGGAGACAGAGGAGGAAGAGGAGGCCACAAACAACACUGACGAGGUUGAGGAGAGAGAAGAAGAAAAAAUGGGUGUGGUAACUAAGAGGGAUGUAGAAGAAGAAGCAGAGGAAGGUAAUGAGGGGACAGAUGAGGAAGAGGGGGCAGACAGUGUAAAUGAAGAGGUAGACGAGGAAGAGGAGGAAGAAGAAAUGGACGUCGUUAUUGAGGAAAGGGAUGAGGAAGAAGACAAAAUGGUGGUGGUUAAUGAGGAGGAAGAGGAUGAUGAUGAUGAUGCUAAGGUCGAAAAUACGGAGGAAAGGAGAGCUAGGGUGAUGACAGAUGAGGAGGAGGAGGAAGAAGAAACUGACAAGGAUACAGACGAGGGGGAAAAGUGUGAUGAAGGGAAUAGAAAAGAGCUUGAGGAAACAGAAGAUAGUCUUAAAGAAGAAUUAGUUGAAGCUAAGGAAGUUGUAGAGGAGUUUGAGAGUGAAGAAAAUAUGGAAGCAGGGCAGACAUUAGCUGGAGAGGAGAGGGAAGAAGAUGAAGAAAAUGAGCUGAACGAGGCUUUACACCAGGUUGAAAAACAAGAAUCAAAAGAUCAGGAAGGAAAAGAUAGUGAAGAUGUAGUCAGUUUUCCUGAUGAUGAUUGUAAAAACCUGCUAGAAGAGGCCUCCUAUUUGCAGCAGCACAGUAGUAGCUGUGAAGAAGCAAAUGCAGAACAAAACACUGAAUCACCAACCAAAUAUUCCUCUGAGGGUCAAUGUGAGGAUGAGAAAUGUAACGGAACAGACAUCGUCAAUGAACUUGAAACAGAUGCGAGAGGGGAGCAUAAUGAGGAGAGACACAUCAGCCUACCACAUCCAGUGGAAAUAUCACAGGAUUUACUCGACUUUGUUAACUCUGCCCUGCAGUCCUCUUCACUUAUAUUCACAUAUGAUGCUCAGGGGAAUGUUAGGAUAGAGCCAGACAAUGCUCGAGUUGUACAAACUACACAAACAGUUAUUCCAAAAAGUAGAAAGGAUAGUUCAUAUGGCUUAAAAUGUCUCCCGAGCCCGAGCACCUCUGAUUUAUCUGAUUACAGACCAGAAACUUCAGAGAGUGGUGGAUAUAAAACUCAAGACUCUGUAGAUAUUGUCUCUGAGAGUGGAGAAGAAGCUUCAGAGAGACCUUUUCCUGUCUGCAGACAUAAGACUAAUAGCCCUAAUGAGAGAGCAAUUGUGGAGCGAGCUAAUUCCAACCUGUCUGUUGCAAGUAAAUCAGAAGUCUUGCAGAGUUCCAGAUUUAAAAGCGUAGAGAGUUUCUCUUCCAGUGAUUCAGGCACUAAAGCCUCAAGGGAAGAUCUGUCUUAUUUCAGUGCUGCAAGUUCAUUAAAGGCAGACGCUAAAGGUGCGCCAGAGAUCGAGCAGUGCAUUUCUCUCACCUCAGAAAAAGACACGACUGAUGGGGUUUUGAUUGAUCAAGGAAGGUGGCUGCUUAAGGAGAACCACCUCAUAAGAAAAUCUCCUCCAGUCUCCCUGGGAAUGUAUGGUAACAUCGAUAGCACCUCCACUGAUACGGCUCAGGAGAACACUAGCGAGGGUUCACCACCUCAUUAUAAAACCCAGCACAGCCCUCUUGCAGCCAUAUCCUCAUCAGAGCUCGAGGAGAUGGCAAGGCCUCAAACUCCGAAGUGCACCUAUUUCAACAUGCCACACGGAAGUGAUUCAGACCCCUUUUUGGAUGAUUCCAGUGUCCAUAGUGGGCAAAAGGAUACAAGCAGUGUCAAAGGGAGAGGCAUCAGGGUUUCACCUACCAUUGAUACAACUAAAACUUGGUCAAAUAAAAAUGGUAGUCUGUCUUCAUUUGCAUCAGUUGAGUUUAAAAUGCCAGACAGGAAAGUACAUCCUGAGGGGGAGUCCUCAGCUGUGACACAUGCAAGAAGGACAUCUAGUGGUGGAGGUGGUGUACUGCGAGCUCAAGACUCCAUGGAAGCACUGCAUGUGAGAUGUGGACAAUAUUGUCCCAUACUAUGA
This is a messenger RNA of Lates calcarifer (barramundi perch), 6452 nucleotides long. RefSeq names its product oxygen-regulated protein 1 (gene rp1). The coding region runs from base 18 to 6452 and encodes 2144 amino acids. Gene Ontology annotation, biological process: photoreceptor cell development; intracellular signal transduction; retina development in camera-type eye. NCBI's taxonomy places the organism in Eukaryota, Metazoa, Chordata, Actinopteri, Centropomidae. The record is from RefSeq and is a predicted model, not a curated record. The transcript has 4 exons. Gene Ontology annotation, cellular component: axoneme.